This is a messenger RNA of Phanerochaete carnosa HHB-10118-sp, 2622 nucleotides long. RefSeq lists its product as uncharacterized. Gene Ontology annotation, molecular function: identical protein binding; ATP binding; 6-phosphofructokinase activity. Bases 59 to 2476 code for a protein of 805 amino acids. Gene Ontology annotation, biological process: fructose 6-phosphate metabolic process; fructose 1,6-bisphosphate metabolic process; canonical glycolysis. The transcript has 12 exons. NCBI's taxonomy places the organism in Eukaryota, Fungi, Basidiomycota, Agaricomycetes, Polyporales, Phanerochaetaceae. Gene Ontology annotation, cellular component: cytoplasm; mitochondrion; 6-phosphofructokinase complex. The record is from RefSeq and is a predicted model, not a curated record.
AAAUCCACUCUCUUCGUUCCUAUCGGCGACGUCGAAGAGCCUCGCAAUAGCAACAUCAAUGGCGACAACCCCGCCAAAAUAUAGGAUGAAGCUCGCCGUCCUCACCUCGGGAGGAGACAGCGCGGGCAUGAACGCGGUGGUGCGCGCAGUGGUCAAAGCGGGUAUCCUCAAAGCAACAAAAACAGAUAAGCCUGCGCUAUCUCCGCACCAGAACGUUCGCAUCCGAGACGAGGGAUUCGUGCACAACUUACGAUUUGGAGAUGGUGAACUCCUCAGGGACGGCACCUCCGACCACCAUACUGGCAGAUCACUGAAAAACAGGUACAUUGUCCGCGUCGGAUGGGACGACGUGCGUGGAUGGUUCGGUGUUGGUGGCACUCUGUGCGGUACUGCGCGGUCAACAGCGUUCCGCACGCCAGAAGGCCGUCUGACAGCUGCAUACAACCUCAUAAAAGAAGGCAUUGACGCGCUCGCCGUCUGUGGAGGCGACGGCUCAUUGACAGGUGCCGAUGUAUUUAGGGCAGAAUGGCCAAGUCUUGUCUCAAAACUCCGCGAACAAGGCAAGAUCACAGAUGAACAGGCCAAAACCUACGGCUAUCUCAAGAUUGUCGGUCUCGUCGGUUCUAUCGACAACGACAUGUCUAUGACGGAUAUGACCAUUGGUGCACCCACCGCUCUGCAUCGCAUCUGCGAGGCUAUCGACAACAUUGAGUCGACUGCGUCCUCCCACUCCCGUGCUUUCGUCGUCGAGGUCAUGGGCAGGCACUGUGGUUGGCUCGCGCUUCUCGCCGGUGUCAGUUCCGGCGCGGACUUCAUCUUUAUUCCCGAGCGGCCGCCAACGACCGACUCCUGGGAAGAGGAAAUGUGCAAGAUGAUUCAGCGCCAUCGUGACAUAGGCAAGCGGAAGACCAUCGUCAUAGUGGCCGAGGGUGCUCUUGACAAGGACUUGAAGCCCAUCUACGCAGAACACAUCAAGGAUGUGUUGUCCGAGAAGCUUGGGCUGGAUACUCGGGUAACCACGCUUGGUCACACCCAGCGUGGUGGACGUCCCUGCGCGUUUGAUCGUAUUCUUCCGACUUUGCAAGGAGUUGAAGCUGUGGACGCCCUGCUCGAGGCAACGCCUGAUACACCAUCGUACAUGAUUGGCGUUCAGGAACACAAGAUUAUACGUGUACCACUCGUGGAAGCCGUUAAGAUGACACAUUCCGUCUCCGAGGCAAUUUCCAACAAGGAUUUCGACAAGGCCAUGUCGCUGCGUAACCCCGAAUUUCGUGAAUCACUGGAAGGCUUCUAUGCGACGUCUCAGAUCCACCCUGAACCUCGUCUGCCGCAUUCACAACGGAUGCGCAUCGGUAUUAUGCACGUUGGUGCUCCAGCAGGAGGUAUGAAUGCCGCCACUCGCGCCAUCGUGCGGUACUGCAUUGCGCAAGGGCACAAGCCAUUCGCUAUCCACAAUGGCUUCGUCGGUCUGCUGGACGACAGCGUGUACCAGCUAUCAUGGCUCGGUGUCGACAACUGGAUGACGCGCGGAGGCUCUGAGCUCGGUACAAACCGCAAGCUGCCAGACAUCGAUCUUGGCUUGGCGGCAGCCAAGUUCCAGCAUCACAAUUUCCAUGCUUUGAUCAUGAUCGGAGGCUUCGAGGCGUUUAGCUCGCUGCUUAUCCUUGAGAACGGCCGGAAGCACUAUCCGGCGUUCAACAUCCCGAUCGUUCACCUUCCCGCAACAAUCUCAAAUAACGUGCCCAUGACCGAGUUCAGCUUGGGCAGUGACACGAGUUUGAACGCUCUUGUCGAUGCAUGCGAUGCCAUCAAGCAGAGUGCGAGUGCAAGCAGGAACCGUGUCUUCGUUGUCGAGACCCAGGGUGGAAAGUGUGGGUAUCUCGCCACCAUGGGAGCUCUAGCGACCGGUGCUUGCAUCGUCUACACCCCAGAACGAGGGAUGAACCUGAACAUGCUGCGGGAUGAUGUCAAAUACCUCAAGAAGCGUUACAGCCUUGACGUUAAGGGCAAGAGCGAGGGCCGUAUAGUCAUGCGGAGCGAGGAAGCGUCCACGGUGUACACUACCAAGAUGCUCACUGACAUGUUCAAGGAGGAGGGUGGCAAGCUUUUCGACUCGCGGUCCGCUUCGCUUGGACACACGCUGCAAGGUGGCAUUCCCUCUCCCCUCGACCGCGCACGCGCAGUACGGCACGCACUCAAGUGCGUAGCGUUCGUCGAGCAGCAACACAACGCGAUCAUGAAGCAAACGCAGCGCCCGCGUGUCGCGCCGCCAGAGUCGGCUGCAGUCAUCACAAUUCAAGGCUCGAAUCUGAAGUGGGUGCCGGUGCUCGAGAUGGUGGAGCAUGCCGACAUGCAGAACCGCCGCGGGAAGCACGAGUCGUGGCGUGACAUCACUGGGCUCAUCGAGGCACUCGUCGCGCGGCCGCAGAUCCUCGGCGACGGGAAGGACAGGGAGGGACCGAGCUUGUCCACAUAAGGGAAUGGUACGACGGGGCCGGAUGUGGGGACUGUGAAGUGCAUGUACGUCUAACACUGUACAUUCAAGUUGUGAAAUGGGGCUACUGUUUGUAAUAAUGUGUUACUCGUUCCUGUGAUUGUAGCAAAACCAAGCCACAUAGAAAU